AUGCCGUCUGUUGCGCAAUGGCAGGGGACGCCUUCAGUCAAGGGCUCGACUGAGAGCAUACGCAUGGCGUUGCUCACAGCGUCGCUCAUAGGCUUGCAGUUCACGUGGAAUGUCGAAAUGACAUAUUGCACACCCUACCUCCUCGAACUCGGUCUUACGAAAUCGAAAAUCUCCCUUGUUUGGGUCGCCGGUCCACUGUCAGGCCUCAUCAUGCAGCCCAUUGUCGGCGUCGUCGCAGAUCGUUCUACCUCGCGAUGGGGCCGUCGAAGACCCUUUAUGUUCUUUGGGACGAUACUGGUGGCCAUGUUCUUACUGCUGCUAGGCUGGACAAAAGAGGUGGUUCGGUACUUCAUAAAGGACGAGGUUGCGGCUAAGAGCGCGACGAUAUACGUUGCUGUGUUUAGUAUCUAUGGGAUUGAUUUCGCCAUCAAUGCUGUGCAGGGAAGUUGUAGAGGCUUGGUAGUCGAUACUUUGCCUAUUUCGAAACAACAGAUGGGCAGUAGUUGGGCGAGCAGGAUGGUUGCGGUCGGGAGUUUGAUAGGGUAUGGCGCAGGAGCAAUUGAUCUGAGGAGUGUGUUUGGGCCCAUGUUGGGAGACACGCAGUUCAAGCAGUUGACGGGAGUUGCAGCUUUGACGCUGUGCUUGGCGAUUGGCACGACAAGCUGGGCGGUUACUGAAAGAGUGCUUAUUAAUGACGGAGCUGAAGAGGGCAAGGAGCUGGAUCUCAAGCAAGUUCUCGGUACUAUCGCACAUACUGCUUUGAACCUGCCCCGAAGUAUCCAAGCCAUCUGUACAGUUCAAUUCUGGGCUUGGAUUGGCUGGUUUCCUUUCCUCUUCUACAGCACGACUUGGGUUGGCGAGGUAUACCUACGGUAUGACGCGCCAGCUGAGGUUAAGGCAGCAGGUGAUCUUACGGGCAAGGUUGGUCGCAUUGGCUCCAUGGCCCUCAUCGCCUUUUCCAUUAUCACAUUCGUAAUGUCUGUUCUCCUACCUUUCUUUGUACAGAGUCCAGAAGACGAUGAAAAGGGCCCUGGCUUCUCCCAUCCGCCUAAGCGGUUGACUGGGCUGGCAAGAUAUAAGCCAAGCCUACUCACAGCAUGGACAACUGCGCAUUGUAUUUUCGCAGGAAGCAUGGUCAUGGCGCCUUUCGUGAGAAGUCUGAGACAUGCGACUAUCAUCAUCGCUUGCUGUGGCGUAUCAUGGUCCGUAGCCUGCUGGGCUCCCUUUGCGUUCCUCGGCGUAGAGAUCAACCGCCUCAACACAUCGUCGGCGCACUCGACACACCCAAAGCGAUCCUCCAUCGACCUUCCUGAAGCGCAAUCCAACCUCGAAAAGGGUGCUGCAUCUUCCUCUAGCGGCGGAGCAAGCUCAGGCCAAUACCUCGGCAUUAUGAACCUAUAUACGACGCUACCACAAUUCAUGGGCACAGGGAUAUCGUGGGUAGUAUUUUCCAUCUUGGAGCCCGGAAAGAGUCCCGAGUUGAGCGAGGCGCCGCCCGAAGAACAUCAUAGCACGGAUGGGCCGAAUGCAAUUGCAGUCUGCUUGUUUAUUGGGGCCUGUUCGGCGUGUAUGGCGGUUGUUGCUACGAGGAGGUUGGGAAGAAUACAGGGAAGGCUGUAG
Messenger RNA from Alternaria burnsii, 1620 nucleotides. RefSeq names its product sucrose transport protein suc2. Gene Ontology annotation, cellular component: membrane. The transcript has 4 exons. The coding region runs from base 1 to 1620 and encodes 539 amino acids. NCBI's taxonomy places the organism in Eukaryota, Fungi, Ascomycota, Dothideomycetes, Pleosporales, Pleosporaceae. Gene Ontology annotation, molecular function: sucrose:proton symporter activity. The record is from RefSeq and is a predicted model, not a curated record.